UGGCAAUUACUUUGUUGAUAUUUAUAUUGCGGAUUACUAGUGCCUUUUUUAAUUUUUAUUUUUUAUUUUUCUUUUUCUUGAGCAUUGAACUGGUCAGCAAAAAUGGGUGUCCUGCCUACUGAGAUUUCGAUAUCUUUUUCCAAGAGACACCUCUCCGGGUGGUGGUGACACAUAUUAUUAUUAUAAUAACUUGUGCUUACUUUAUUGAAUUUAGAUGAUUAUUCCUAAUUUUUUUCCCUCAUUUUUUGCUUUUUUAUAAUGGGCACUAUCGUGUGAUUCCAGCUUUGUUUGUUGAACAGUGUUAAGGGGAAACGAAAAAAAUUUCUGCUUUGAAGGUCAAGCAUGUGAUCUGCAAUCACUGAGUUUUGUUUUGUCCUCUCACACUAUUAUUGAGCAGAUCUUUUUUCACUGGGUCUGAGCUAUCUCCCCGAUUUUAUUCUGGGUUUUUGUUUUUUUUUUCUUUUUUUACUUCUUCACAUGAGUGGAAUAGAACAAUUAAUCUGUCAUAUUUAGGUGAUUAUUGGUCGAGUUUGAUGUUUUGGGAAUUUCACAAAGUGUUUUUGUGAUAUCAUAUUGAAAUAAAAAUCGAUUCUUGAAGGGAAGAGAGAGUAUUGUGGUAGUUUUGAAAAGGGGAAAAAGCUCAUAUUUGAUAUAUUUGACUUGUUUUCUGAAAUGGGCUCCGGUAAUUCUUUGUGAUUAUUGGUGGGCUUUCAUGCUAUUGAGCUGCAAGUGAGGAUUGUUCUGAAAAAAAAUUGGGUGUUUUUUCUUGUUUUUUUAUUUGGGGGAAAAUUUUGGAUGAUAUUUUUGUGUCUGUAGAAGAUGGGAUUGGUUGAUGAUGGCAUAAAGGCUGAGACUUGGGAUGUGAAGAAAUCAAAAGGGAGAAAGAAAAAAGAUAAAAUUGAUGUUGAUGCUGAUGAUGAAACUUUGGCCACUGGUUGUUGGUUAAAAUUGAGGUUUAUUGGCAGCUGUAUAUCUUCAAGAUCUAAAGUUGAUAACUCUGUUAGUGGCAUCAGUACUCAUGAAAUUAAAUCCACAAACAAUACAAACCGAGAUCAACCGGCCUCGAAUGUAAUCUCAUCCACAACUUCCACAAGCAACCCCGAAAGCAUAUCUUCGAGCACUAAACUAGAAGAAGAACUUAAAGUCUCUUCUAGACUGAGAAAAUUUGCAUUUAAUGAUCUUAAGCUUGCAACAAGGAAUUUCAGACCCGAAUCACUUCUUGGGGAAGGGGGUUUCGGUUGCGUUUUCAAAGGGUGGAUUGAAGAAAACGGGACAGCUCCCGUUAAACCAGGAACGGGACUUACGGUGGCCGUAAAAACACUUAAUCACGACGGGCUUCAGGGCCACAAAGAAUGGAUGGCUGAAGUGAAUUUUUUGGGUGACCUUAUCCAUCCAAAUUUGGUUAAAUUAAUUGGCUACUGUAUUGAAGAUGAUCAGAGGCUACUAGUGUACGAGUUCAUGCCGAGAGGAAGCUUGGAGAACCACUUAUUCAGAAGGUCUCUUCCACUUCCAUGGUCGAUCAGGAUGAAAAUAGCUCUUGGGGCCGCAAAAGGGCUUGCUUUUCUACACGAGGAAGCUGAAAGACCCUUAAUUUAUCGGGAUUUUAAGACAUCUAAUAUCUUGUUAGAUGCUGAAUAUAAUGCGAAGCUUUCCGAUUUUGGACUUGCUAAAGAUGCUCCUGACGAAGGUAAAUCUCAUGUUUCGACACGAGUCAUGGGAACUUACGGUUACGCAGCUCCAGAAUACGUCAUGACAGGCCACCUCACAUCGAAAAGCGAUGUGUACAGCUUCGGUGUCGUCCUCCUCGAGAUGAUAACGGGCCGGAGGUCCAUGGACAAGAACCGGCCCAAUGGUGAACACAACCUCGUCGAGUGGGCCCGCCCCAAUUUGGUUGACCAGAGGCGAUUCUAUCGCCUUAUAGACCCUCGGCUCGAAGGCCACUUCUCGAUCAAGGGGGCCCAAAAGGCUGCACAGCUGGCGGCUCGCUGCCUCAACCGGGACUCAAAAGUCAGGCCUUUGAUGAGUGAAGUUGUCGAGGCUCUAAAGCCAUUGCCGGGCCUGAAGGACAUGGCCAGCUCAUCAUACUAUUUUCAGACUAUGCAGGCGGAUCGGGCCGCCAUAAGCCCAAAUGGAAAGAGUGGGCUUCGGGCCCAAGGAUCAUUGUCUAGGGAUGGGCAGCAGUUGAGGAAUCUCUCGAUACCUCAGGCUGCCUCGCCGUUUAAUCAGUUUGCGCAAAGUUCGCCUAAACCGAAGAGUAAACAAUAGGGUAUUUUUUUUUUUUU
This is a messenger RNA of Striga asiatica, 2282 nucleotides long. The record is from the annotation of a GenBank genome assembly. Lineage: Eukaryota; Viridiplantae; Streptophyta; Magnoliopsida; Lamiales; Orobanchaceae.